AUGGGUUCUGAUGAUGAAGAUCUCUACUACACAAUCCUUUCAGAAGAGAAAAUCAUACAAAUCCAAAAUAAUGACAUCUCCAACGUAUGCAGCUGUCUCUCCGUUUCGAGAGGCUCGGCGUGCACCCUCUUGCGCCUCAACAAUUGGAACUACAACUCCGCUCUCGACCGGUGGGUUUCUGACGAGGAAAAAGUCCGCAAGUCGAUCGGGCUAUUGCCGGAUAAAAAAUCACGAAAGAACAACAACCUCUGCAAAAUUUGCUUCGACGAAGUCGAGAUUAGUAGCAUGUUGUCGGCUGGCCCGUGUGGGCACCUUUUUUGUACUCUUUGCUGGAAGAACUACAUUGCUGUAUCGAUGGACGACGGGCUCGAGUGCUUGUCUUUGGUAUGCCCGAAGCCGAAAUGCAAAGCCUAUGUGGGUCCCGAAUUGGUGGACACGUUGGCUUCGAAAGAAGACAAAGAAAAGUACUAUCGGUACCUUGUCCGAUCCUACGUGGAGGGGCACAGGGACAUAAAGUGGUGCCCUGGCCCUGCAUGCGAACGUGCGGUCCAGAUUGAGCCAGGCGAGCGGGAGAACUACGACGUGGCGUGCGAUUGUUCUCACAGGUUCUGCUGGAACUGCACCAGGGAAACUCACCACCCGGUCGACUGCAAGACGGUGGAGAAGUGGAUCGAGCUGAAUAGUUCCGAAGCGGAGAACACGACGUGGAUACUGGCUUACACGAAGCCGUGUCCGAAGUGCAAAAGGAACAUCGAGAAAAACCAGGGCUGCAAUCACAUGACGUGUCGACAGCCGUGCGGGCACCACUUUUGCUGGCUGUGCCUCGGCCCAUUGGAUAAAUCGCACACUAAUUGCAACAUGUAUAGAGCCGACGAGGUCGGUCAGAAGAGAGUAAGGGGUGCGCGCGAGCAUUUGGAUAGGUAUUCGCACUACUACGAAAGAUGGGCUUUGAAUCACAAAUCGGGUGAAAAGGCUUUGUCCGAUCUCAAUCGGGUCCGAGGAGAGCUUAGUGGAAAGAAAUUGGCGGGCGUCGAGCUCCGAUUCGUGAUCGAGGCGUUGGAGCGGAUAGUGGAGUGCAGGCGCGAGCUGAAAUGGAGCUACGUGUACGGGUACUACUUGUGCUUGACGGAACAAGCGGCCAAGAUUUCGUUUUUCGAGUACUUGCAAGGGCAGGCGGAGGAAAAUCUCGAGAGGCUCCACCUUUGCGCCGAGACGGAUAUGAAUAAAUACUUGGGGGACGAUUGCUGCCCUUCGGGUGAUGACUUCGUCGCUUUUAAGGACAAUCUUGUGACGCUGACGGAUGUGACGAGGAACUACUUUGGGGAGUUGGUUAGAGCGUUGGAGAACAAUCUUUCCGAAAUUAACGACCCGAGGAAAGAAACGACGAGAGGCGAGAUAGAUUAAAUUGGAUGUGAUUACACUACUCGAUAAAUUAAUAACCUCACUUAAAUAUUAGUUUCUUCUGUUCCCGACUCGGUAAAAACUUACCAAAUUAUUAGUUCGAUAAUUUAAUAUUUUGCUAAAUUAAUAGAAUUUUGCUCGUCCCGACUCUAUUAAUUUAUAGAGGUUUAAGUUUAACUUUAUUUAACAAUAAUGUGAUAUGUUAUUGUUUCAUGGUUGAUACUUGUGGUUAUAAAAUGAAGGAUUUUACGUACUAAUUUAUCUAUACAUAUCGUAUUUAAACAUAAUAUCGUUUUCUUUUUUAAGAUAUAGAUAGAUGCAGAGAUGUGUGUGUGUGCGUGUGUGCAUUUUUUGUAUGCAGUACAUUUAUGUUUUUUAGUUCUGUCGAUCGAUGCAUGGGUGUGUGCUCUUGUUUAUGUAGUGUUUGUUAUUUUGGGAGUUUGUUCCGAAGUGUAUUGGAAAUAAUUUUAUAAGUAGUCGAGUCAAGAACUCGAUUCUUUUUCAUUAAGACAAAUUUACGAAACAAGUUUACUUCGUACAAGGUGCUCUUUAUUUUCAGGAUUUGUGUGUUAACAUACACAAACUUGGUAAUAGAGGGUCUGAAAAUGAAUGAAACCUUUUGACGAGGACCUUGCACCAAUUUAUGUUCACAAGGCCCUUCUUGCGUUCAAGUAUUUCACUUUGUGCAUUAAUUUAAAUUGAAAAACCGAACCAAAAAAAGUAAAAAAUCGAGCCGUUUCGAACCGAUCUAAAUAGCAAAUUAAACAGUUGGUACGAUAUUUUAUUUUUGAAACUCCGAAUUCUUCAGUUCAUGUACAACUAUCUCCCUAAGAACCCGUCAUCCGUACAUACUCCUCGAUUUACAUCCCGAGUCGGAACUAUGAUGUAGGGGACCCCUUAGGCCGUUAUCCCCCG
Molecule: messenger RNA, 2316 nt
Organism: Erythranthe guttata (spotted monkey flower)
Lineage: Eukaryota; Viridiplantae; Streptophyta; Magnoliopsida; Lamiales; Phrymaceae
Source: RefSeq, a predicted model, not a curated record